Rotaria sp. Silwood2 is the source of this 1533-nucleotide messenger RNA. NCBI's taxonomy places the organism in Eukaryota, Metazoa, Rotifera, Eurotatoria, Philodinida, Philodinidae. The record is from the annotation of a GenBank genome assembly.
AUGACUCUUAACGAUGAAAAUUUCGAAGAAGCACCAACUUGGGCUGCCGUCGUUACUAUACUCAGUUUUGCUUUGCAUACUGCACUCGGAUGGUUGCGCGAUUUUCUUCGUUAUAUUGGCUUGGAAAAGAAAACACUUGUUAUAGAUCCAAAUCCAAAGGAUUUUGUACCGCUCUAUCAAAGUUUCGAGUGCUUCUAUACGCGUAAUCUCUAUAAACGUGUUCGUGAUGUAUUCAAUCAACCGAUUGCAAGUAUGGCGGGACCUAUAGUCGAUGUCAUGGAACGUGUGACAGACGAUUACAAUUGGACAUUCAGAUUUACUGGCAGAAAAAUACCGGCCAUCAAUUUGGGUUCAUACAAUUAUUUAGGUUUUGCCGAAAACAGCGGUCCAUGUACAGAACAAGCUAUAAGAUCAAUUGAAAAUUAUGGCGUUACGAACUGUAGUACUCGUCAUGAAUUAGGAAAUCAACAAUAUAUGAGAACUCUUGAAGAAAUGAUGGCAAAUUAUCUAGGUGUUGAAGAUUGUAUUGCUUUUGGUAUGGGCUUUGCUACCAAUGCAUUAAAUAUUCCCGCAAUAAUGGGCAAAGGUGAUCUUAUAUUGAGUGAUAAACUAAAUCAUGUUUCAAUUAUUCUUGGUGCUCGACUAUCUGGUGCACAUAUUCGCACAUUCAAUCACAAUGACAUGCAAGAUUUGGAAUAUCAAUUACGUGAAGCCAUUAUUUAUGGUCAAUCAAGAAAAUUUCGACCAUGGAGAAAAAUUUUGAUUAUCGUCGAAGGUGUCUACAGUAUGGAAGGCUCAUUGUGUAAAUUACCUGAAAUAGUUGCCAUUAAGAAAAAAUACAAAGUCUAUUUGUAUGUUGAUGAAGCUCAUUCAAUUGGUGCCAUUGGUUCACGUGGUCGUGGUGUUGUCGAUUACUGGAAUGUUGAUCCGAAAGAUAUUGAUGUACAUAUGGGCACAUUUACGAAAAGUUUCUGUUCUGUCGGAGGUUAUAUUGCUGGUAACAAGUCUUUGGUCGAUUAUAUUCGAGCUCAUUCUCAUUCUGCAUGUUACUCAUCGAGCAUGUCGGCACCUAUUGUCUAUCAAAUCCUUAGUGCACUUAACAUUAUCAGUGGUCAAGAUGGAACUGAUAAUGGUAAGAUAUUAAAUUCCGAGUAUUGUCAAAAACGUAUUCAACAAUUAGCUCGUAAUGUUCAUUAUUUUCGUCGUCAACUUGUUGAUAUGGGCUUUAUUGUAUAUGGAAAUAAUGAUUCGCCAGUGGUUCCAGUAAUGCUGUUCAUACCAGCUAAAAUUGCAGCUGUCAAUCGAGGAAUGUUAAAACGUGGAUGUGCUGUAGUGACUGUGGGCUUUCCGGCUACUAAGAUUAACGAAUCACGUAUACGAUUUUGUCUAUCUGCUAGUCAUACUAAAGAAAUGCUCGAUCAUGCUUUGAGAGUUUUCGAUGAGGUCGGCUAUAUUAACGGGCUUCAAUGUUCAAAACGAAAGCCACUACGUCGUUUAGCUGAACUAAAUCCUGAAGACUAUCACGAAGAUUAA